Molecule: messenger RNA, 816 nt
Organism: Glossina fuscipes
Lineage: Eukaryota; Metazoa; Arthropoda; Insecta; Diptera; Glossinidae
Product: protein ABHD11-like
Exons: 5
Coding region: 1-816 (271 amino acids)
Cellular component (GO): mitochondrion
Source: RefSeq, a predicted model, not a curated record
AUGGCUUAUGACGUUCACAAAACGUCAGACACAAAUGAGAAUUUACCUCCAUUGAUAAUAAUGCACUGCAUGCUCGGUAGUAAAGUUAAUUGGAAGAAACUUGGUAGUAUUCUAGCGCACAAAAGUAAUCGAAGGAUAUUCACGGUUGAUGCUAGAAAUCAUGGUAACUCUCCACAUACCUUAGAACAUAACUCCAUAUUAAUGGCGAGUGAUAUUUUGGAAUUUAUGCAAGCGCGUGGUUAUAACAAAGCAGCGGUUUUAGGUCAUGGCAUGGGUGGUCGUGCGACGAUGUAUUUGGCUUUGAACCAUCCCAAUUGGGUGGAACGUAUUGUUAUAUUAGAUGUAUCACCGGUAGGUCGUCCUCAGGAUCCCAUAACAUUGGAGCAGAUAUUUAUUUUGAUGAAAGGCAUUGAAAUACCGAAUAAUCUAACUUUACCCGAAGGCUUAGAUAUGAUGUCAAAGUUAUUUUCAAAGAUUAUGGACUACUCAGAAAAUGUUAACUUUAUACUAAAAAAUUUAAGAAAAAAGCCAAGCGGAGAAUUUUAUUGGAGUGUAAACGUUGACGCUUUAAUGGAAAAUCUGCGUACUUAUACUCAGCUCCGAGAUCAAAUUAUCCAAUUCCCGCCUUUCGAGGGACUUGCAUUAUUCGUUUGCGGCAAUCAAUCGAAUUUCGUAGAGCCCGAUACCUGGCCGGAUAUACAAAUAUUUUUCCCAAAUUCGCACAUAUGUUGGUUGGAUUCUAAACACUUAAUACAUAUGCAUAAGCCACUUGAGCUAAUUGAAUUGGUUACAGAAUUUCUCAAUAAAAAAGAAUAA